Messenger RNA from Trametes versicolor FP-101664 SS1, 1206 nucleotides. Its product is annotated as 26S proteasome regulatory complex ATPase RPT6. Gene Ontology annotation, cellular component: proteasome regulatory particle, base subcomplex. Gene Ontology annotation, molecular function: ATP hydrolysis activity; ATP binding; proteasome-activating activity. The record is from RefSeq and is a predicted model, not a curated record. Bases 1 to 1206 code for a protein of 401 amino acids. The transcript has 5 exons. Gene Ontology annotation, biological process: proteasome-mediated ubiquitin-dependent protein catabolic process. Lineage: Eukaryota; Fungi; Basidiomycota; Agaricomycetes; Polyporales; Polyporaceae.
AUGCCUGUCGCCAUCCAUACACCCACCCCUGCGACCGGACUGAAGGCCUACUACCAGGCCAAGAUUGAGGCGGCCGAGCUUGAAAUCAAUCAGAAGACCCAGAACUUGCGGCGGUUGGAGGCACAACGAAAUGCGCUUAAUGCACGCGUGAGGCUACUACGAGAGGAGCUGCAACUGCUGCAUGAACCUGGAAGCUAUGUCGGUGAGGUGGUGAAGGUCAUGGGCAAGAACAAAGUUCUCGUCAAGGUGCAGCCAGAGGGCAAAUACAUUGUGGACUUCGACUCCGAAAUCGACGUUGCAACACUGACACCCUCGCUGCGCGUGGCCCUCAGGUCAGACUCCUACACAAUACACAAGAUCCUGCCGAACAAGAUUGACCCGCUCGUCUCGCUCAUGAUGGUCGAGAAGGUUCCGGACAGCACAUACGAGAUGGUCGGCGGUCUCGACAAGCAAAUCAAGGAGAUCAAGGAGGUCAUCGAGUUGCCCGUCAAGCACCCCGAGCUAUUCGAGUCGCUCGGUAUCGCACAACCGAAGGGUGUUCUCCUCUACGGCCCUCCUGGAACCGGAAAGACACUGCUCGCGCGUGCCGUCGCACACCACACAGACUGCAAGUUCAUUCGUGUCUCCGGCUCCGAGCUCGUGCAGAAAUACAUUGGCGAGGGCAGCCGGAUGGUCCGCGAACUGUUCGUCAUGGCGCGCGAACACGCGCCUUCUAUCAUCUUCAUGGACGAGAUCGACUCCAUUGGCAGCUCACGAGGAGAGAGCGGGUCCGGCGGCGGCGACUCGGAGGUGCAGCGGACGAUGCUCGAGCUCUUGAACCAGCUCGAUGGUUUCGAGCCCACAAAGAACAUCAAGGUCAUCAUGGCGACGAACCGCAUAGACAUCCUCGACUCGGCGCUGCUCCGGCCAGGGCGCAUCGACCGCAAGAUCGAGUUCCCACCGCCGGGCCCCGAGGCGCGUGUUGCUAUCCUGCGCAUCCACUCGCGGAAGAUGUCACUUCAGCGCGGUAUCAACUUGCGCGCUCUGGCGGAGAAGAUGGGACAGUGUUCGGGAGCUGAGGUGCGCGGUAUCUGUACCGAGGCGGGUAUGUACGCGCUCCGUGAGCGCCGGCAACAUGUCACACAGGAAGACUUCGAGUUCGCAGUGGCGAAGGUUCUCAAGAAGAACCAGGAGGGCAACACCUCUGUCAACAAGCUCUUCUCGUGA